CUGCCGUGUCAUUCUCAGCGUUAUAGUUAUGUUGAGAAUUUUCCCAAAAGAAACGAAUUAACAGUAAACUGCAAAGCACGUACGAGUCACCUUAAAAACGCCUGAAGUAAUUCGCAUCACCUACUACUCACUUUUCAUUAUCGAAUCUUUUGUGUGAUAGUGGCAAUGUAUUGAAAAUUAAUAUAAUCGUCAGCGAUAAGCGAGAAAAUUGUCGGUAUAUAACUCAGUAUCGUCUAUACUGCGUUCCAUUAUUAAUCCAUUCAAAAAUUACUAAUUGCCAUGGAUACGAUCACCGACGAAGAAAAGGCGAUCGUUGAGAAACUUCGACAAAACGUUAAAGAUGAGUUACCGUUGUCAGUUACAACCCUUUCCGCUGAAGAUCAAGAUUUAUUUCUGGUUAGAUGGGUAAGAGCACGUGACCUCGACCUUGACAAGGCCACGAAUAUGUUACGGAAUUCUUUAAAAUGGCGAAUCGAGAAAAGGGCCGACGAUGCUUUGAACUUUCAGAUCCACCCCUUUCUUGCGGAGAAUUUUGUCGUCCGCUUUUCCGGCACGGAUAAGCUAGGUCAACCUGUGUUCGUUGUGCCGUUAAACGAGUGGGACUUACGCAAGGUGGUAAAUGACGCUGAUCGGCUGGCUGGAUUUGACGACUUUGCAACGAAUUUCUUCGAAGUUUUGAGCUAUCACAUCAAAGAUGAACAUAACAAAAGGAAAAAAGCCGGCCAAGGAGCAAUAACACAAAUGACUUUGCUGCUGGAUGUGAAAAAUUACUCUUACUGGCAGCUGGUAAAUUUCGGAGCUAUCAAGAAAAUAUUACAAAUUGCGGCCAUGUAUGAAGCUCACUAUCCGGAAAUUCUGUAUCGAGCCGCUUUCAUCAAUUGCCCACACUAUUUUGGCAUGUUCAUUACCUUGCUCAAACCAGUACUUGCUCCGAAAACUCUGUCGAAGAUAGUGUGCUACCCGAAAAUGUCGGAUUGGCAAAACGAUAUAAAGGAAUUGAUGGAUCCAGAUCAGAUUCCAGAACGGUAUGGUGGCACCAAGAUCAGCGAAUAGAAACAAAGCAAUAAUUUUGUAAGUUAAUUUUACUCCGGGUCGGGUCAGGAAAUGAAACACUAUGAAAUCAUCAGAAA
Messenger RNA from Bradysia coprophila, 1130 nucleotides. RefSeq names its product SEC14-like protein 2. Gene Ontology annotation, cellular component: cytoplasm. The record is from RefSeq and is a predicted model, not a curated record. NCBI's taxonomy places the organism in Eukaryota, Metazoa, Arthropoda, Insecta, Diptera, Sciaridae.